Stegastes partitus (bicolor damselfish) is the source of this 1671-nucleotide messenger RNA. RefSeq names its product NADH:ubiquinone oxidoreductase core subunit V1 (gene ndufv1). NCBI's taxonomy places the organism in Eukaryota, Metazoa, Chordata, Actinopteri, Pomacentridae. Gene Ontology annotation, cellular component: respiratory chain complex I. The transcript has 11 exons. Gene Ontology annotation, molecular function: FMN binding; NADH dehydrogenase (ubiquinone) activity; 4 iron, 4 sulfur cluster binding. Gene Ontology annotation, biological process: mitochondrial electron transport, NADH to ubiquinone. The record is from RefSeq and is a predicted model, not a curated record. Bases 65 to 1483 code for a protein of 472 amino acids.
GUCCGAGAGCUGCGCUUCCGGUACAACUGCAUUUCAUAAACUCAGGACGCAGAGAGAAGGAAGGAUGCUGUCCUUGUCUCGAGCGGUGGUAAGCGGGGUGGCUCGUGCCCCGGCUGCUGUCAGUCCAGGCGGUGUGACCGCUCUCACUCGAUUCAACAGCACAGCACAGAGUCCUCCUAAGAAGACAACAUAUGGACCGCUGGCAGAUGAGGAUAGGAUUUUCACAAACCUUUAUGGUCGUCACGACUGGAGGCUGAAGGGGGCGCUGAAGCGUGGCGACUGGUACAAAACAAAGGAGAUCCUUUUGAAGGGAGUCGACUGGAUUCUCAACGAGAUCAAGGUCUCUGGUCUGCGUGGGAGAGGUGGAGCCGGUUUCCCUACUGGAAUGAAAUGGAGCUUUAUGAACAAACCCAGCGAUGGCCGGCCCAAGUAUCUGGUGGUGAACGCAGACGAGGGAGAACCAGGCACCUGCAAAGACAGAGAGAUCAUGAGGAACGACCCACACAAGCUGGUAGAAGGCUGCCUGGUGGCUGGGAAGGCCAUGGGGGCUCGUGCUGCAUACAUCUACAUCAGAGGAGAGUUCUACAACGAGUCCUCCAACCUGCAGGUGGCUAUCAAUGAGGCCUACGCUGCUGGGCUGAUUGGAAAGAACGCCUGUGGCUCAGAUUAUGACUUCGAUGUGUUUGUGAUGCGCGGCGCUGGAGCGUACAUCUGUGGAGAGGAGACCGCUCUUAUUGAGUCCCUGGAGGGAAAGCAAGGAAAGCCCCGUCUGAAGCCACCGUUUCCUGCUGAUGUGGGCGUGUUCGGUUGCCCGACGACUGUUGCCAAUGUGGAGACGGUAUCCGUGGCGCCCACCAUCUGUCGCCGUGGGGGCUCGUGGUUCCUGGGCUUUGGCAGGGAGAGGAACUCCGGCACAAAGCUCUUCAACAUCUCUGGCCACGUCAACCACCCCUGCACUGUAGAGGAGGAGAUGUCCGUCCCUCUGAAGGACCUCAUUGAGAGACACGCAGGUGGAGUGCGUGGCGGCUGGGAUAACCUGCUGGCUGUAAUCCCCGGAGGCUCCUCAACACCCCUCAUCCCCAAGAAAGUGUGUGAAGAGGUGCUGAUGGACUUUGAUGGCCUCAUUCAAGCUCAGACUGGCCUGGGCACAGCUGCUCUAAUUGUCAUGGACAAAUCUACUGAUAUUAUCAGAGCCAUCGCUCGCCUCAUCGAGUUCUACAAGCACGAGAGUUGUGGCCAGUGUACGCCAUGCAGAGAGGGAGUGGACUGGAUGAAUAACAUGAUGUGGCGUUUUGUGCGCGGUGACGCCCGACCAGCUGAAAUCGACAUGAUUUGGGAGCUCAGCAAGCAGAUCGAGGGACACACUAUCUGUGCUCUGGGAGACGGAGCAGCGUGGCCCGUGCAGGGAUUGAUCAGGCACUUCAGGCCGGUGAUGGAAAGCCGAAUCGCUGAUUAUCAGCAGCAGCAGCAGGCCAGGGCUUAAACGUCUCCUUCAGCUCCUUGAACUCGAUUUUCUGCCUCAUAUGCUCUUAACCCUGUACUUGUGUCCUUCACAUUUAUUUAAAGAAAAAAAAUAUAAUGUGCCGUCUCAUCACCUCAUCAUCAACUUUUACAUUGAUGUGUCUGCCUUGUUGGGGGGAAACUUACCAAUAAAACUCUAUUACCCUUAAA